This is a messenger RNA of Ctenopharyngodon idella (grass carp), 2714 nucleotides long. Its product is annotated as proteinase-activated receptor 4. Bases 534 to 1652 code for a protein of 372 amino acids. Gene Ontology annotation, cellular component: membrane. NCBI's taxonomy places the organism in Eukaryota, Metazoa, Chordata, Actinopteri, Cypriniformes, Xenocyprididae. Gene Ontology annotation, biological process: blood coagulation; phospholipase C-activating G protein-coupled receptor signaling pathway; positive regulation of Rho protein signal transduction. The record is from RefSeq and is a predicted model, not a curated record. The transcript has 2 exons. Gene Ontology annotation, molecular function: thrombin-activated receptor activity.
UGUCUGAAUAAUUUUUGGCUCCAGAUUUUUAUCAAUUUAACUGGUAGUCCACUGUAUGAAGAAUUUUGGGGGUAUAAUAUGUCACAGUUUACUUUAUUUUGCUAUCCUCACUUACAUAAAUGAACUAUAGUGUCCUGCACCCACUAGUAAAAAUAUAUCAAAAAUGUCUGAAUAAUUUUUGGUAUGACUGUAUACACACACACACACACACACACACACACACAGUGCACUAUAUUAGCCUAUAUCCCUCUGCUUCAAUUCCAUAAAUUGAAGCAGGAGGGAAACGUGUAAACAGCAGCUCACAUCUGUUUAACCUCAGAAACUGAGAGAGGAACGACCGGGACCGAGAAACUCUUUGAUUGGUCUAAAUUCGAGGAGGCGGGGUGAGAAAUCCCCCAUGACAGCAAAACUAUUAAAACAAUUUUCUUUCAACAGCUAGACAGAGUGUGAAAGAGAGAGAGAGAGAGAGAGAGAGAGAGAGAGAGAGAGAGGAUAAACGGUAAAGAGAUCGGAGAUCGAAGUUUUUCAGCACCAUGACAUUUGUUUUUAUUUCUCGAUUGCUUUUUCUUCAAAUCCUUCUCAUUGUUCUUCAUGUCUCAUCAUCUGUAGGGGAGAAAAGCUCCAACAUAACUCCCAAGGGGAGGAGCUUCCCUGUGAUCAAUGAGACCCUACCAGAUGAGCAUAAGGAGCAGUUCCAGAGCUACAUGACUGAACUAGUGGUUCCUCUUCUCUGCCUCUUCGCCUUUUUCAUCGGGCUUCCCACAAACACAUUAGCCCUAUGGGUGCUGGUCUUGCGAACCAAAAAGCUCCCUUCCACCAUUCUGCUGAUCAACCUCACCAUCUGUGAUCUUCUGCUACUGCUGGUGCUCCCCUUUCGUAUCGUCUACCACUUCCUAGGCAACAACUGGACAUUUGGAGAACCAUUCUGUCGAAUUGUAAUGGCGCUCUUCUAUGGAAACAUGUACGGCUCAGUAGUGUGUCUGGCAUUGAUCGCUGUGGAUCGCUAUGUAGCUCUUGUUCACCCUUUUGGUGCCAAGACACUUCGUAGUAACAAGAACUCAGUCUGUAUGAGUGUUUUGGUUUGGAUAGUAGUUGUAGCUGCUGCUGUGCCUUUGUUAGCCUCAAAACAGUCUUAUGAGAUAAAAAACCUUGCAAUAACAACCUGCCAUGAUGCACUGCCUCCAGAACAGCAAGAAAAGUACUCCCUGCCGUACUUUGCUACUCUCUUCUCCCUCUGUUUCCUGGUCCCACUACUGGUUGUGCUGUUCUGCUAUUCUGCAGUGUUACGCACCCUUAUGGCUGAAGGCCAGCGUUUUGCCCAUGCAGUUAGAGUGACUGUGCUGAUGUUGAUGGUUUUUAUUGCUUGCUUAUUGCCUAGCAACAUUCUCAUGCUGUUGCAUUACUCUAAAUCGGACUUUGCUAAUAAUCACCUUUAUGCUCCGUACCUGAUCACUUUGUCUCUCAGCACCUUCAACAGCUGCAUUGAUCCUUUCAUCUUUUAUUUUGUGUCUAAGGAUUUCAGAAAGAGGUUAUGGGAGGCUCUCAGGUGUUCUGGGUCUGAUUCGGGGUCCUCCUCUGAAUCUAAGACAAAAAUGACCUUACUAUCAAAGAUGAGCAGGACUGAAGGAUCUGUAAAUGUAGAAACAGCUUGAUCGUGAGAUUAGCAUAACAGUUAUGGAAAUCAGAAGAUACUAGUUUAUAUAACUCAAAAAUUCUAGGGUGUGUUGAAUGACUAAUAUAUAGAGCGUCUGUCUUUCUGUCCAUCCAUCUGUCAGUCUGCCUAUCCAUGAAUAUAGCUUAAGAUUACUUUGAACAGGAAAAACUAGAAUGAGGAGAUAUUAAUUCCAUUUCCUCCUUAUUUCCUUUAGUCAUUAUAAUGAUACAGGAGACAAAUAGAUAUAUUUCAAAACAUUUUGAGUUUCUUGCAUGAAGGCACACUUCAUGUUUGCAUCUAAAAUUUGCAAAUGCUGUUUGUACCCAAGACAACUCAGCAGUCUUCAUGGCCUGUUGGAUUAAUAAUGUUGGAAAAAUCAGUCACACUGUCUUAAAGCAGUGACCCAACAAAACUAGGGGGCAGUGUGAACUAUUGCUUGAAAGAUUCACCAAAAUUAGGGUAGAAUUUUAGAAUUUUUCAUAUUGGAAAUUAUAUUAUAUUAUAUUAUAUAUUUAAGUAAUAAAGGAUGUGUCUAUUAAAAUAAAUUAAAUGUGGAAUAUAUAACUAACUUUUUAAGCUGUGAACUAAAAACUGAAUACAUUUAAUGGAUUCAAACAGUGGAAGGUAAAUGAAUGAAUUAUACAGUAUAGUGGACAUGUUACCGUACAAUUGUGCCAUAUAGUAUAAACCAUUGAAUAGCAAAUGCUUUUUAUGAGCCUGUUUUCUGCAAUAGAAGCACGCAUGUCACACAAUAGUUUCUUUGUGUAUGUGAAUAGCUGUAAAUAGGAAGUACAGAACCACAAGUCACAUCUGCAACCAUAUCUAGCUCUUUUGUCAAGAACUGCUGAUUGUUUCGUUUUUUUUAAUCAUGACAUUUACUAUGAAUAUGACAACCAAAAUGUAUAUUUAAAUGUAUAUUUGAACAGCAUUGUUUUGUAAUACAAAGCCUGACAAUUGUAUUCUUGUGAAAUGUUUUUCUUUGAAGAAAGUAUUCCUCUCUUCAAUUACCUUCAUAUGUCAACAUUAAAAUUACAUUAAAUGUACUAAUGACCAAAUAUUA